AUGACCGACCAGCGCGGCGGGGUCUCGCCUACGGGCUCGUCUGCGGACAAGCCCGAGGUCCCAUGGGCAUUCAUCGACUGUCCCUGCGACACACUCGUCGAGCUCAUAGCCCACAUGCUCGACUUGCUCUGCCAGCACAACGACCAGGUGGUGCUCACGCCGGACGCUCUCACGCGCUUCCACUCGCGCGCACCGCCAAACAUCACCGUCAUCGACUAUCUCCGGCGUAUAGUAAAGUACACCAACCUCGAGAAAAUCCCUCUCCUCUCGCUACUGGCAUACAUCGACCUGACAUGCCAAAACCUCCCGACGUUUACACUGUCGUCCUUGACAGUCCACCGUUUCCUCAUUGCGGGCGUGACCGCAGGCUCAAAGGCCCAGUGUGAUGUCUUUUGCACAAACUCACACUAUGCCAAGGUCGGCGGUAUCAAGGUCAACGAGCUCAACUCGCUCGAGCGAGAGUUUCUGCGGGUGACAGGAUGGGCCCUUUGUUGCAACGCAGACCUGUUGCAGCGCUACUACACCUCGCUCAUCCGCUCCCAUGGCGGCUUUGUGCAAGCACCCGAGCCUGAAGUGUCCCCAUUCCGUGCAUUUCCCGACGCAGGCAAGCCUGCGCCCGUACAGGACUCGGAGCCUGCUACGCCAGUGCCCGUGGCAGAAGAGUCCGAGUAUGGCUCAGAGGAGGGUGAAGAGCAACGCGGGCGGGGACGACAACGUGAUGAGAUGGAGGUGGACGAGCCAGCAGCAGCAGACGACGACAACGUCGCAGCGCCGUCACACCCUCCAGACGAGGCUGCGUCUGCUUCCUCGUCUUCGCGCUCGAUCAAGUCGUUUGUGGGCGGCAUCUUCAAACGCGACUCGUCUGCACCGUCACCCGCAGUGGUCCGGUCACGGCCACUCUCGACGGCGUCGUCGGCAGGUGUCGCGUCGCCGACCGUCGACGCCGUCAACGUCAAACCGCUCACACCGCGAGUGCGCACACGGGAAGAGCGGAGCGUGGACAGCUUGCGGGCAGCAAUGCCCACAGGCGUCGCAGAUGAUGGAAAGAGGAGAGCACGAGUGGAGUAG
Messenger RNA from Apiotrichum porosum, 1068 nucleotides. RefSeq lists its product as uncharacterized. Bases 1 to 1068 code for a protein of 355 amino acids. NCBI's taxonomy places the organism in Eukaryota, Fungi, Basidiomycota, Tremellomycetes, Trichosporonales, Trichosporonaceae. Gene Ontology annotation, cellular component: cyclin-dependent protein kinase holoenzyme complex; nucleus. The record is from RefSeq and is a predicted model, not a curated record. Gene Ontology annotation, molecular function: cyclin-dependent protein serine/threonine kinase regulator activity; protein kinase binding. The transcript has 3 exons. Gene Ontology annotation, biological process: regulation of cyclin-dependent protein serine/threonine kinase activity.